Messenger RNA from Callorhinchus milii (elephant shark), 2615 nucleotides. Its product is annotated as follistatin-related protein 5. The transcript has 14 exons. Gene Ontology annotation, biological process: multicellular organism development; cell differentiation; regulation of BMP signaling pathway. The record is from RefSeq and is a predicted model, not a curated record. Gene Ontology annotation, molecular function: calcium ion binding; protein binding. Bases 1 to 2562 code for a protein of 853 amino acids. NCBI's taxonomy places the organism in Eukaryota, Metazoa, Chordata, Chondrichthyes, Chimaeriformes, Callorhinchidae.
AUGACAGCGUUGAUCAUGUCACCGUGGACUAACUCUGGCUUCUGUAUUCCUUAUGCCGAGUUAACAAAUGCUGGUAUUCUGGCAUUUAACGACUUGAGGGCUUUGCGCUUUCAAAGCCUCACAAGUUACGUAAAUCCUUCAAAGAGGAAGUCUACCUCAACCAAGACCUUCAAUCUGGAGCUUCAAAUGUAUUACGGCCACGAUGGUCUAUAUGGCUCGUGUGAGAAGAAGUACUGUGGCCGUGGGGAACAGUGUAACGUCAGUAAGGAAACGAGGCAGCCAGUGUGUGUGUGCCUACAGAAAUGCAAGCCCAAUUACAUACCAGUCUGCGGCUCCGAUGGGAAGUUUUAUGAGAAUCACUGUGAGCUACAUCGUUCUGCUUGCUUGCAGAAAGCCAAGAUCUACAUCACUCACAGUAAAGAAUGUUUUUUCCGAGGUGAAAGGUGUAAUUUGGCGGACUACAGCAGAUUGAAGAGUAUGCUGUUGGACCUUGAGAGCCAGAGGUACUUCGAAGAAGGGAGUGUUCAGCAAAACACAAUGUCCCUGAAGAGGCUUUUGGUGGGAAACAUGUUCAAAUACUUUGACGUAAAUGAGGAUGGCCUUGUUGACCACAGUGAAUUGGGACAGGUAAUGAUGCAGGAUGCCCUUGAUGAUGAUCUCUUCGACUGUAAUCUGUUUGAUCUUCUUCAGUACGACGAUUACAACAACGACCAACUUCUGACACAAAAAGAACUAUACACAGCAUUCCAGGUUAUUGAACUGAGCCUCCGUGAAGAUCAGAAAGUCAGUGUGACCACAGUAACUGUGGGUCUGAGUGCCGUCUUAUCUUGUGCCAUUCAAGGUAACUUGAGACCACCGAUCAUCUGGAAACGCAAUGGAAUCAUAUUAAACUUCUUGGAUCUGGAAGAUAUUAAUGACUUUGGUGAUGAUGGCUCCCUAUAUAUCACCAAGGUUACAAUGAUCCACUUGGGGAAUUAUACAUGCCAUGCUUUUGGCUAUGACGAGCUCUUCCAGACCCACAUCCUCCAGGUGAAUGUUCCGCCAGUGAUCAGAGUGUACCCAGAGAGCCAGGCACAGGAGCCUGGAGUGACUGCCAGCUUGAAGUGCUAUGCAGACGGCAUUCCCAACCCCCAAAUCACUUGGCUGAAGAAUGGUCUGGACAUUUCUCCAAGAUUCCCAAAGCAACUCACACUGUUAGCAAACGGAGGUGAAAUUCACAUUAAGAGUGUACGAUAUGAAGACACAGGAGCGUAUACAUGCAUCGCGAAAAACGAAGCAGGGGUGGACGAGGACAUCUCAUCCCUUUUUGUCGAAGAUUCAGCUCGAAAGACUCUUGCAAACAUACUGUGGCGAGAGGCAGGGCUGAGUGUUGGAAAUAUGUUCUAUGUUUUCUCUGACGAUGGAAUCGCAAUAAUCCAGCCAACAGGGUGUGAGAUUCAAAGACAGAUAAAAGCCAGCGACAAGAUUGUUGCAAGCUACGAAGAGAUUUGUCCCAGAGGGGAAGAGGAGACUGUUCAGUGUAUAUGGGCUUCUGCCGUCAACAUCAGAAAUAAAUAUAUCUACAUCUCCCAGCCCACAAACAACCGAAUCCUUAUCCUUGACAUCCAGAGUCAGAAAGUCUUACAGGCUGUGUCAACGGAUCCUGUCCCUGUGAAAUUGCAAUAUGAUAAGUCACACGACCAAGUUUGGGUCCUCAGCUGGGGAGAUAUGAAGAAAACAAAUCCAACUCUACAGGUUAUUACUCAAGCAAGUGGACACAGAGAUCAUCAUACCAUCCAUACACAGCCAGUUGGCAAACAGUUUGAUCGAGUGAAUGAAUUUUUCAUUCCUCCAACUAACCUCAUCAUCAAUCACAUUAGAUUUGGAUUUAUUCUUCACAAGUCGGAGGCUGCGCUUCACAAGAUCGAUCUGGAGACUGUGGCCUACAUCAAAACAAUCAGCCUUAACAACUACAGCUGCAUCCCACAGGCAAUAGCCUACACUCAUCUAGGCGGCUAUUAUUUUAUCCACUGUCAGGCUAACAGCUUGGCCAAGUCCCAGCCGCAGAUCAUUGUAGACAGCGUCACGGAUUCUGUGAUUGGAUACAAUGAUGAAGUGUCAGGCACACCGUACAUCUCUCCUGAUGGACAUUACCUAGUCAGCACAGAUGAGUACAAGGGGCUAAUUAGAGUCCAAUCUAUUACCCACCAGGGAGAGAUCAAGCCUGCCUUCGACAUCACUACAAAUUUGCAAAUAGCUGACGUGACCUUUCAGCCAUCGUUCACAGAAGCUAACCAGUACUACAUCUACGCUAGUUCACGUGUUCAAACAGACGUUCUGUUUCUGGAACUCUCGACGGAAAAGGUGAACAUCCUCAAGGGCCUAAAGGAUCCCACGGAGCCAGAGGAAUGGGUGUGGGACAGAAACAACAGGGUUGUUGUAGGCAGUGGUCUGUUUGGACAGCACCUUGUUACUCCAUCCAAGGAUUCCCUAUUCAUCAUAGCUGCAAGACAAAACAAAUUAAACUGUGAGAUAUCCAACAUAAAAAGAGGUAAUGCAAUCGUGUGGGUUGGGGAAGCAUGAUGAGAGAUAGUGGAGCUUACAUAUUAUUUUGACCUUUUACACUCCUUUUAAGA